Salarias fasciatus (jewelled blenny) is the source of this 1355-nucleotide messenger RNA. It is a transcript of the gene nrl, whose product is annotated as neural retina leucine zipper. Gene Ontology annotation, cellular component: nucleus. Gene Ontology annotation, biological process: regulation of transcription by RNA polymerase II. The record is from RefSeq and is a predicted model, not a curated record. NCBI's taxonomy places the organism in Eukaryota, Metazoa, Chordata, Actinopteri, Blenniiformes, Blenniidae. The transcript has 4 exons. Gene Ontology annotation, molecular function: DNA-binding transcription factor activity, RNA polymerase II-specific; RNA polymerase II cis-regulatory region sequence-specific DNA binding. Bases 72 to 1355 code for a protein of 427 amino acids.
GGAGUGGACUGUCCUUCAAUCCUGACACACGGAAAAACCCCGUCAAGGCUCCCGCCAGCAGCUCAGACACAAUGUCCUCCCCGUCUCUCCCCAUGCCGUCGCUUCCACCAAGCCCCCUCGCCAUGGAGUAUCUCAACGACUUUGACCUCCUGAAGUUCGAGGUGAAAUCUGACACACCUCCGCUCCCUCCUCCAUGUGCGUAUCCCAAAUCUGGCCUCCCCAACGACCCCUCCAGCUCCCCAUACACCGGCCACCCUCCACAGGACUCCAGUCUGAGCUCCAGCCCUUACAACUCACUCCCGCCUUCGCCAACGCUCAGCGACGCCCAUCCGCCGCCUUCGGGCUCGUCUUCGCUCUCCUCAUCGUCCUCCUCCAUCUCCUUCCCCCUCUCGGUAUCCAACAGCUUCACCUCGAGCAUCAGUUCCGGCUCCCAGGGGAAUGUCGGAAGCAGCCCGACUCACGGCGGCCCUCAGGGUCCCACCCCGGCCUCUCUGGAGGACCUCAUCUGGCUGGCGGCGCUGCAGCAGCAGUUUGGAGGGGAGGUGACAGGGCCCGCCACUUUGCUGGGAGCCUUGGGGGGAGUUCCGGAACGAGGAGACAGAGAGAGGGGGUCGGUAAACGGUUUUCUGGGCUGUGAGGAUGCGGUGGAGGCUUUGCUGAACUCGGCCGCUGCGGCCGUCAGCUCACAGUUCCCGGGUCUUUCUCAAAGUUCAAGCAGCAACCUGGGAGACUCCAGCAGCGACAGCGGCGGUGACAUUUCCUGCAGCAAGGCGGCCGACAUGUGCCACCGCCCGCUCGUUUUCCUCUCGUCAGGCCCUCCCUCGCUUGCCAAUGCUGCUCCAGGCUCUGCUCCCUAUCCACAGCCCCUCAGCCCCCAGGCACGCCUCCAUCACCACCAGCACCACCACCAUCAGCAUCACCCCCAUCACCCCAUGCAUGGCAGCCAUCAUCAUCACCACCACCCGCAGGUCAAUCAGUGCGGGGUGAACGAGCGUUUCUCUGAUGAGCAGCUGGUGAGUCUGUCGGUGCGCGAGCUGAACCGACACCUGCGUGGAGUGAGCAAAGACGAGGUGGUGCGCCUCAAGCAGAAACGCCGCACACUAAAGAACCGUGGCUAUGCCCAGUCCUGCCGCUACAAGCGCUUACAGCACCGCCACGCUCUGGAGUCGGAGAAGCACGUGCUCACGCAACAGUUGGAACAGCUACAGUGCGAGCUGACUCGGGUGCUCAGGGAGAGAGACGCCUACAAGGCUCGCUACGAGAAGCUCCUCAGCACGAACCACAGCACCGCCAGCGAUGCACCGCCACCCCGCACCAGCAACCCACCUUCCCCGCCCCCUGACUACUUCCUCUGA